Molecule: messenger RNA, 1942 nt
Organism: Chrysoperla carnea
Lineage: Eukaryota; Metazoa; Arthropoda; Insecta; Neuroptera; Chrysopidae
Exons: 3
Coding region: 139-1857 (572 amino acids)
Source: RefSeq, a predicted model, not a curated record
AGUGCAGUAUCAAGUUAACUACUUUUAAAAUACUAAUAACAAUUAUUUCUUCAAUAAACUACUCAUAACAAUAUUUACUUCACUCAUUUGUUUUUUGUCUUUUCUGAAAAUAUCUUUAAGGAUCCACGGUAAACAAAUAUGAUUCUACCCACAAGAAAAUAUCUUGAAAACCACAUAUUAAUAUUCGUAAUGGUGCUACAAAUAUUAUUUAGUCAAAUGCCUGUGAGUACGGGAUUUAUUGUACCUCAAACUAUCUCUAAAGCGGAAUCAGAUAUUUCAACGGAAACUUAUUCACAACAAGAUGUAGAUACUACCAACAGAAAAAUUUGUAUUUUGGAAAAGGUAUUUGGAGACUCAAAAAGCCCUAAUCUACAAUGUGAUGACUUAUCAUUAAUUUCAUUAAGCGAGAUUAUAAAAGAAGCUUAUCAUUACAGUAAUGAUGAAUUGGAAAAUAUCGACCAAAUUCUAAAAUUUAUUGAAAGGCAACCGACCAAAGAUAUUAAGGACUUGGCUUACAAUGUUUUAUACCAAGCAGUGUUGGAUCACUAUAUGUUAGAAAAAUUAGAGACAACCCGAACAAAUUUAUGUCUUUUGGAAAUAAUAAUCGGCAAAAAGCAAGAAGCCAUUGGACAUUUUGAAGAAAUGAAUCCAACAUCGGUAGCUCAACUAGUAGAAUACGCUAUUAACUUUAAUGAUACAAUACUACCUCAGUUUGGAGAUUUCCUUCAUUUUAUUGUACAUAAACCAGAAAUAUCUAAUAUUGAGCAUAACAUAUUAAUUAUUUCCUUGGAAAUUGGCUAUGAAAAGGCUAUUAAAAAAUGGGGCCCGAGUAUUUUAACUUUCGCUGCAAUAAACCUUAUAGAAGUUGGUGUAAAACUACGUUCCACAAAAAUAGAAUCAUUUUAUUUCAACAAGCUGCAAAAAUUAUGGGCGAAGAUAAUUGUUACCUACUGUGGUUUUCUUAAACAACAUGAUCAUGUUAUAUUUAAAAAUCUGAAAGAUUACUCUUCACAUUUACCUGAAAUGAGUGAUAAAAUAAAAAAAUUCGAGAACUAUUUCCUGGAUAUUUUGCUUCCUUCUGUACGUAGAGUUUUAAAUAAAGAAGGUGUAGAAAACAAUGUUGAUAUGUUUCUCAAAUGUGUGCCAAUAACUAUUCCAGUCAUUGAACCAGGUGCGAUCUUAUAUUCAACUAUAUUCGAUGAAAUGGCAAAGCAAAAUUUGUUAUAUACUAAUAACUUCAUAACGAGAUUUGCAUACUAUAUUAAAAACUACAUGGAAGCACCAAAUUAUUCACAUAUUUUAGAACAAUUUAAGGAAGUAUUUGAAGAUUUAAAAAAUAACAUACCUCACUGGGCACAAAAAUUGAUUUGGAGUGGUGAUAAAUGUAAAUUGGAAAACCGUAAAUGGGAUCAAUAUUUGUCUGCAUGUGGUGAACUUGGUUGUAAUACAACGAGCGUAGAUGGUCACGUGGUAUUUUCGUCUCAAAUAGAUGCCUUACAAGAUUCAACCGAAGUACAAAGUCAAUGGAAAUUUGAAACUAACAAUCAGGGUACUUCUUUUACUAUUAAAAAUGUUGCUUCAGGAGAGUAUUUAUAUCCUGGUUCAAAUUUGGCUGAUGAAAAAAGUCACCCAGUUUUUACUUCGAAUUCUGAAAUCCCAAACAUUGAAUCAUUAUGGAAUAUAACAGCACCUAGUAAUGGGAGUUUUAUUACUUUACAAAAUACUCAUAAUAAUGAAUAUUUAUAUGUUGGCGGUCUUUAUGAAUCAGAUCAGCUUAAACGGAAAGUAUUCACUCAAAGAUCAGGGUCACCAACACAGGCAAUGCCUCGAGAAAAUGAAUGGAAAUUAAUUUGUUGAUAAGAUUUUUGUGAUAUAUAUUUUAUUUUUUGUUUCAUGUUUACAAUUUUUUUAUUUAAUAAAUUUUUCCUUUUGUUUUUUGUAC